AUGUUGAAAAACGCAGAACUAUGGGAGUUGGCACGAAAAAUUGAAUCCUUCGUCGGGUUUACUGAAGAUGUUCUGGCACACCCUACGUUUGUAGAUUUAUUCACACAAAUCAUUGAGUUGAGAGUGGACGCUGAGAAAGUUCAGGGAGAAAUUGGUGGAUAUCGACAAAAUGUUGAUAACCACAUCACUGAAAUCUUGGACUUUCGUGCUACAACUACACAAAAACUAGAGGGACUGCAGAAGGAAAAUGAGAACCUUCGUGCAGAACUCGUCGUUUUGUGUCGGGCUGUGGCUACGUUGAGUUCGACUCUUGUUGAAUCAUCUAAGGUUAAGAUUCCAGACCCUAAAGCCUUCAGUGGCGCAAGGAGUGCUAAAGAACUUGAAAACUUCAUAUGGGACAUGGAACAAUACUUUACCGCUGCAAGGGUGCCGGACGCUGAUAAGUUAAACAUUACCACAAUGUACUUGUCGGGUGAUACGAAACUUUGGUGGAGGACUCGUAAUGCAGAUGACGUAAGUGCUGGUCGUCCUAGAAUUGAUACAUGGGAUAAGCUUAUAAAAGAAGUGCGCGAUCAAUUUCUUCCUAGCAAUGCAUCUUGGCUUGCAAGGGAUAAAUUGAAAAGGUUAAGGCAGACGGGUUCAGUGAGGGAAUAUAUAAAAGAAUUUACCUCUAUGAUGUUAGUCAUACAAAAUAUGUCUGAUGAGGAUAAACUUCACAAUUUCAUUUCAGGCAUGCAAGGCUGGGCUAAAAACGAACUACGAAGGCAGAAUGUUAAAGAUCUGCCUGGGGCAAUUGCUGCUGCUGAUUCGUUGGCAGAUUUCCGGACGACUCGUCCUUCGACAGAUGUCCCUUCUACUUCGAAAAAUAAGAAAAAGAAUGAAAAGAAAGGGGAAUGGAGAAAGGAUAGUCGUAAAGAGAAUGCAAACGAUAAAGGAAAGGCACAAAUGAAGGAUGGGAAAGACAGACCCAAGAGUAAAGAUGGAAACUCUAAAGGCUGGGAAAAAGUGAAUGCUUUGCUUGCUGGUAAUGUGAAUCAAAGGGAGGAGGAUGAAGAAAUCUUGGCUGCAAUGGCAAACCCAUUGGGAUUGUCCUUCAAUCACAUUAUGGGGAUCAAAAAUGUUGGAGAGAUCUCUAGCACUUCAAAUCCUCAUGCUUCCUUAAUUCAUAUAGAAAUGAAAGUGAAGGAACAAUGUGUGAUGGCAAUGGUUGAUACAGGGGCCACACACACGUUUGUAGAUGUGAAGAUUGCUACAAAAUUGGUGCUGAAGUUGUCUAAAAGCCCUUCCUAUGUCAAGACAGUCAAUGCUAAGGCACAAGCCAUUGUGGGCAUGGCUUAUAGUGUGUCUAUGUCGACUGGAAAUUGGGUGGGAAAACAUAAUUUGAUGGUGAUGCCGCUUGGAGACUUUGAAAUUAUACUUGGGAUUGAUUUCCUAAGAAAAUACAAGUUUGUUCCGUUUCCUCACUUAGAUGGAGUGAUGGUAAUGAGUGGAAGUGAUGCUGGUUUUCUGAAGGGUGUUCAUCCGUUUGGAAACAUUAAUAAAGUUGCGAAGAAGAAAGACAAGGCAAUGUUGUUGUCUGCUAUGUCGAUCGACAAAGGGCUGAAGAAGGGUGAUGAAACCAUACUUGCUGCCUUGGUUGAAAUUAAACCUGAUGUGAAGAUGGAAGUGCCUGAUUGUGUCGCUGAAUUACUUAAACAGUAUGCUGAUGUUAUGCCACCUGAAUUACCAAAGAAAUUACCACCAAGGAGGGAUAUUGAUCAUAAGAUUGAGUUGCUGCUUGGUACGGUUGCCCCUGCACAAGCUCCUUAUCCUAUGGCUCCUAAAGAAUUGGUUGAACUACGCAAACAAUUGAAUGAGUUGCUAGAUGCUGGAUUGAUUCAUCCGUCUAAGGCUCCAUAUGAUGAUAUUGUUAUAUAUAGUAGAACGUUCGAAGAACAUGUUAAUCACCUAAGUCUGGUUCUGUCUCAAUUGAGAAAAUACACACUCUAUGUCAAGAUGGAAAAGUGUGAAUUUGCUCAACAAGAGAUAAAGUUCUUGGGGCAUCUUGUUAUUAAAAAUCAAGUUCGAAUGGAUCCUAAGAAAGUGCAGGCCAUUGUUGAUUGGCAGGCACCUCGUCAUGUGAACGAUUUGAGGUCGUUUCUUGGCUUGGCUAACUAUUAUCGAAAGUUUAUUGCUGGUUACUCAAAGAAGGCAGUGUCUUUGACAGAUCUGUUGAAGAAAGAUGCAAAAUGGGUUUGGUCCAAACAGUGUGAAGAAGCAUUUCAAAAUUUAAAGAAUGCUAUUGCAUCAGAACCUAUACUCAAAUUGCCUGAUUUUGAGUUACCGUUUGAAGUACACUCUGAUGCGUCAGACAAGCCGAUUGGUGGCGUAUUAGUGCAGGAAGGUCAUCUAGUAGCCUUCGAAAAUAGAAAGUUGAAUGAUGCUGAACAAAGAUACUCAACACAUGAGAAAGAAAUGGUUGUGGUGGUACACUGUUUGCAGAAAAAGUUGAGUCCUAAACAAGCACGGUGGCAAGAAUUCCUGGCAGAAUAUGAUUUCAUGUGGGAACAUAAACUAGGAAAACCCAACCAGGUUGCUGAUGCGCUGAGUAGGAAAGAAGUGUUUGUUGCAGUAUAUUCAAUUUCAAAACUGGAAACUGAUUUCUAUGAUAGAAUCAGAUUGUGUGCUGCAAAUGAUUCGUUAUAUGUUAAAUGGAUGGGUCAGGUGCAGGAGGGCACAAUGAGACGGUAUUGGAUCAAGGACGAUCUGCUCUAUUUUAAAGGGGGGAGAAUCGUUGUGCCAAAUCAGGGUGGGUUGCGCAAAGACUUGAUGAAAGAAGCGCAUGACUCCGCUUGGGCUGGACAUCCAGGCGUUGAAAGGAUGUUAGCCUUACUGUCUCGUGUGUAUUUUUGGCCGAAAAUGGAAGACGAUAUAGAGGCGUAUUUUAAGACUUUUCAUGUUUGUCAAGUUGACAAGACAGAACGUAAAAAGGAAGCAGGGUUGCUGCAACCUUUGCCUAUUCCUGAAAGGCCAUGGCUAUCGGUAAGCAUGGAUUUCAUUUCUGGAUUCCCUAAAGUAGAUGGCAAAGCAUUUAUCAUGGUGGUAGUUGACAGGUUUUCAAAAUAUUCUGUUUUUAUUGCUGCUCCUGAGUUAUGCUCAUCUGAACUUGCUGCUUAG
This is a messenger RNA of Solanum lycopersicum (tomato), 3156 nucleotides long. The record is from RefSeq and is a predicted model, not a curated record. NCBI's taxonomy places the organism in Eukaryota, Viridiplantae, Streptophyta, Magnoliopsida, Solanales, Solanaceae.